This is a messenger RNA of Schistocerca gregaria, 17811 nucleotides long. RefSeq names its product protocadherin-like wing polarity protein stan (gene stan). The record is from RefSeq and is a predicted model, not a curated record. The transcript has 44 exons. Gene Ontology annotation, biological process: G protein-coupled receptor signaling pathway; cell surface receptor signaling pathway; homophilic cell-cell adhesion. NCBI's taxonomy places the organism in Eukaryota, Metazoa, Arthropoda, Insecta, Orthoptera, Acrididae. Gene Ontology annotation, molecular function: calcium ion binding; G protein-coupled receptor activity. Gene Ontology annotation, cellular component: plasma membrane. Bases 351 to 9860 code for a protein of 3169 amino acids.
UGUGCGUGUGUUUCUCUUUGGUAUGUGUAGGGGGCGAUGCUCGGCGAGCUGAACGGCAAGGUUGAGUUGAAGGCCAUUGAUUUUUCGGGCGAGAGGAGUGGGGCUGGGCUUCGGUAGUAAAUUGCAGUGGACUUGCGUACAACAACCUCUGAAGCGCUUCCUGGAUGAGUGAAAAUGAACUACUUUUUGAAUGAAAUGGGGUGAAAAAACAUGUCAUUUGAAGUCUAAGGACUUGUUUAAAGUAAGCUAUGGAAUGAAAUUUUAUCACAGGCAAGCAGAACUCUGUUUAUGGUUCUGCUUAAACGGGAGAGAAUGUUUGGACUUGCACUUAUGGAUGAGAUAGCUCCAGAAUGCUUUCUAGAAAAUCAUCUUUAUUUUCAUCACUUUCAUCAUGCAUAGCAAUUGCAGUCGUAGUGAUUGUGCUGAAUUUCAUUGGUUGUGGAAAUGGGUACCUGAUAAUUGUAUCAGAAGACGAACCACCUGGAAGUGUAAUAUUCAAUGCAACAUUACCAAGGCUUGGAUCCAAUCGCCAUUACAAAAUAAACACACACAAAAGUGCAAACUUUGUACAUAGGCUACUGCAUGUUGAUCAAAGUACUGGAAGAGUAUCCCUUCGAAGACAUCUUGACUGUGAUGGAAUAUAUUAUUCAAAUUUAUUCACUAUCUACAUUGACUCUUUUUCAAACCACACUCGUGGUGUUGAUUACUAUUCCUUGCCAUUAAGGGUAUUUGUGAAUGGAAAGAGGUGCCAACAACAGCAUGAUGAGACAGAGCAAGUGAAUUAUGACACUAGGAUUCAAUUAAAAAUUUCUGAAGCUAAGAAAUGGAUUAGUGAAACGUUUGCUUCAUAUGCAAUACCAGGCACAGAUGGUUGGAGACCAAUCUGCUUGCGGAAAAGCCAGUUCAUAAACAGCAUAGCAUCUUUUUUGCCAUUGACAAUCCACAAAAUGUGUCACAUUCAGUAUUUGGAUUCAAGUGAUCCACGUUUCUGUAUUGAAAAGUCUGCUGGUGAUUUGGUUUCCACUUGUGAUCAGUGUAUUGUUGAACCUCUGUGGAAGGUGACUGUGCGUCUGGAGUACAAGUGCAGUGCUGGUGGACAACCACAGGAUCAUAGGACCACCCGUGGUGUUGUUUCAGUUGCUGAGCAUCGUUUGAAGAUAGUGUAUCAUCAUCAAGAUUUAAAUGACACAGAUAUUGCUCACAGAGUGAGACGUGAAUUGAGAAACCAGUCGCCAUAUUUUGAACAGGCUUUGUACAUUGCAUCUGUAAUGGAGGAAAAGCCUCCAGGAACAAUGGUUAUAACAGUUAAAGCAAGAGAUCCUGAGAAUUCACCAGUUAGUUACUCAAUGGUUUCUCUUGUAGACUCACGAUCACAGUCAAUGUUUGCAGUUGACUCACGGUCUGGUAUGGUGACUACUCUGACCAGUCUAGAUCGAGAACUACUUGAUGUUCACUAUUUCCGUGUGACGGCAGUAGAUGACUCUUUCCCACCUCGCAGUGGCACAACUACAUUACAGAUAAAUGUUCUCGAUGCCAAUGAUCAUGCACCAGUGUUUGAGGCAAGUGAAUACGACGCAGCUGUUCGAGAAUCUGUGUCUGUAGGGUCAACUGUAAUUACUGUGCGAGCCACAGACCUGGACAUUGGAAGAAAUGGCCAAGUUGAAUAUUCCAUAGUGAGACAAGAUAGUGGUGGCACAGAAGAAGAAACUGAUGUCUUUCGGAUAGAUCCAAAGUCUGGCAUAGUGACAACACGUUCCGUAUUAGAUAGAGAACGUUCAGAAGUAUACACAUUAACUGUUAUGGCCACUGAUCAAGGCCUUCCCGUAAGUGAACGAAGAUCUUCUACAUCAAUGGUAGUCAUCAGAGUGCUUGAUGACAAUGAUAACUAUCCACAGUUUACAGAAAGAACUUACAGUGUACAAGUGCCUGAGAACAUCAAUUGGACAGUUAAUCCUGUGAUAGCAACUAUUAAGGCUGUAGAUGCUGACCAAGGAAAUAAUGCUGCUGUAAGAUAUGCUAUCAUUGGGGGAAAUACCCAGAAUCAAUUCAGUAUUGAUAGUCUUAGUGGAGAAGUGUCUCUGAUGAAACCUCUUGAUUAUGAGACAACUCGAAAUUAUAGACUGGUGAUACGCGCACAAGAUGGUGGAAGUCCGAGUCGUUCCAAUACUACACAACUAUUAGUUAAUGUGAAAGAUGUGAAUGAUAAUGCUCCAAGAUUUUUUACAUACUUAUUCCAAGAAUCUGUGUCUGAAAGUGUUCCAGUUGGAUUUAGUAUAGUGAGAGUACAGGCAUUUGACACUGAUGAAGGUGAAAAUGCUGCAAUACAGUACAGCAUAGCUCCCAGAGAUGAAGCAGGCAGGCCGGCAAGUGAUCUUCCACUCACUGUUGAUGAAAAGAGUGGUUGGAUAUACACAAUAAAAGAGCUGGAUAGGGAAGAGACUCCUCGUUACCAAUUUCAGGUUAUAGCUAAAGACGGUGGAACACCUCCAAAGAGUGCAUCGGCUAGUGUAGUUAUAACUGUACAGGAUGUUAAUGACAAUGAUCCUGUGUUUGAACCAAAACUAUAUGAGGCUGUAGUUUCUGAAGAUGAUCCUCCUGGAACGCCUGUGACAACUGUUACAGCUACUGACAAAGAUGAGAAUCCCAGGUUACAUUACGAUAUAUCUAGUGGCAACAUGAGAGGAAGAUUUGCUAUUACAUCACAAAAUGGCCAAGGUCUAAUAACAAUCGCACAAACUCUCGAUUACAAGCAAGAGAAGCGGUUUAUUCUGACUGUUACAGCUACUGACUCUGGUGGAAGACAGGAUACAGCUACAGUAUAUGUUAAUGUAACAGAUGCAAAUAAUUAUGCUCCAGUGUUUGAAAAUGCUCCAUAUUCAGCCAGUGUAUUUGAAGAUGCUCCUUUGGGAACAACAGUUCUAGUCAUAAGUGCUACAGAUGGAGAUGUUGGCCAAAAUGCACAGAUUACUUACACAUUAGGUACCCUCGAUGAGAGACAGUCUACACAGGAAUUUGCAAUUAAUCCUCAAACAGGUGCCAUUGUGACAACAGCGCUUUUAGAUCGUGAGAAAGUGAGUGGAUAUUUGCUAACAGUGACAGCAAAAGAUGGUGGUGUUCCUCCAUUGUCUGAUACAACAGAUGUGGAGAUAACUGUUGCUGAUGUAAAUGAUAAUGCACCAGUGUUUAGGAAAUCGUCUUACUUUGGUUCAGUACCUGAGGAUGCUGCAGUUGGUACAAGUGUUCUGCAGAUAUCAGCGACAGAUGCAGACAGGGGACUUAAUGGAAGAGUGCAGUAUGCUCUUAGUGAAGAAAAUGUGACUGAGGGUUCAUUUGCUGUUGAUCCAGCAAGCGGUGUUAUUCGAACUGCCAAAGCUCUUGAUAGAGAAAGUGUUGCUCAGUACGAUUUGAUCGCAUAUGCUUUAGACAAGGGCUCUCCAACAUUAUCGGGCUCUGUUCCUGUCACUAUUAAAAUAGAAGAUGUGAAUGAUUCCCCACCUGCAUUUGAAUCAGACAGGAUAGUGAUGUAUAUAAAAGAAAAUUCACCAAUAGGAUCCACAGUAGGAGAAAUUUAUGCACAUGAUCCAGAUGAAGGAGAGAAUGCAGUGGUACACUAUGCAAUAAUUGGUGGUGAUGAUUUUAAUAGUUUCUCCCUUGUAACACGACAAGGAAGUAACAAAGCAGAAUUGUUAACAAUGGUAGAUCUUGACUACGAGUCACCUCAUAAGAAAUUUGAUUUGAUAAUUAGAGCAUCUUCACCACCUCUGCGGGCAGAUGCACAUGUUGAAGUGCUGGUGACUGAUGAAAAUGACAAUGCCCCUGUUCUGAAAGAUUUUCAGGUUAUGUUCAACAAUUUUCGUGAUUGUUUUCCAAGUGGGGCCAUUGGCCGCAUUCCUGCAUUUGAUGCAGAUGUGUCAGAUAAGCUACAAUUUAAAAUUCUAAGUGGAAAUAAUGCAAAUCUUGUGCAUCUGAAUGAAAGCUCUGGACAGUUGUCAUUAUCUCCUCAACUUAAUACAAAUGUCCCAAAGUUAGCAACAAUGGAAGUCUCAGUUACAGAUGGAGUGAAUGAAGUGAAAGCACUUAUGCAGCUGACAGUUCGUCUUGUUACUGAAGAAAUGCUAUUUAACUCGAUAACAGUGCGUCUAAAUGAUAUGACUGAAGAGGCUUUCCUUUCACCUCUGCUCACAUUUUUCAUUGAAGGAUUAGCAGCUAUCAUCCCAUGUCCAAAGGAAAAUAUUUUUGUGUUUAGCAUACAGGAUGAUACUGAUGUUGAUGCAAAAAUCUUGAAUGUGAGCUUCUCUGCUCGGCGACCGGAUUUGAAUGGAGAUGAGUUUUAUUCACCACAGUUUCUGCAGGAACAAGUUUAUCUUAAACGGACUAUUUUGGCCAGGCUAUCAACAGUUCAGGUCUUACCCUUUGAUGACAAUCUAUGUGUUCGCGAGCCAUGCCUGAACUAUGAAGAAUGUCUGACAGUACUUAAAUUUGGCAAUGCAUCAGGAUUCAUUAGCAGUGAUACUGUUUUAUUUCGUCCAAUAUACCCAGUCACAACAUUUGCGUGCCGCUGUCCUGUGGGGUUUACAGGUAGCAGAGAACAUUACCUUUGUGAUACAGAGGUAAAUUUGUGUUACUCUAAUCCUUGUGGUAAUAAUGGGCAGUGUUAUCGGAAAGAAGGUGGUUACACAUGUGUGUGCAAACCUGGAUUCACUGGUAAAAGCUGUGAAAUAGACAUGAACAUGGACACCUGCCAGCCUGGUCUUUGUCGAUCACACUCUGUAUGUGCACCUCUGCUACGAGGUGGUUUUGUUUGUGAAGGAUGUGCACCAGCCAGGGCACCUAAUCACUUCACUCCACUUUGUGAACUUCGCAGUCGUAGUUUCAACAAAGCCUCCUUUCUGACAUUUCCAUCACUUAGACAGCGCCACAGACUCCACAUUAAACUUCGGUUUGCUACUCAAGCAGAAUCAGGCCUGUUACUAUAUAAUGGACGAUAUAAUGAGAAACAUGAUUUUAUUGCACUGGAGAUAGUGAAUGGUUCAGUUCGGUUCUCGUUUUCUUUAGGAUCAAAUGUCUCCAGUGCAUUAGUAUCUAUUCCAGGCGGUGUCACUGAUGGUAACUGGCAUUCUGUUGAAGUAGAUUAUUUUAACAAGAGUGCAACAUUAAAUGUAGAUGAAUGUGAUACUGCUUUGGCUGUAAAGUAUGGGGCUCAACUGGGUCCACAGUGGUCUUGUGCAAACUAUACACAUCAUUUUCUGGAACCAAGGUGUGCUAUUUUCACAGAGACAUGCUACAGAUUUUUGGACCUUACUGGACCACUUCAAAUUGGUGGCUUACCGUCUCUGCCAACACAUUUUCAAGUAAACAGCAAAGAUUUUAUUGGAUGUAUUAGUGAUCUAUACAUUGAUCAUAAGUUUAUUGAUCUUAAUGGCUAUGUUGCAGAAAAUGGAACAAUAGCUGGUUGUCCAGAAAAACGGUUUUUCUGUCAGUCAAAUCCAUGUAAUCACGGAGGGAAAUGUGUGGAAGGAUGGGGAACUUAUCUGUGUGAAUGCAGUGAAGGGUGGAGUGACAAAGACUGUAGUCGAGCUGUGAAACCACCUUGGCGAUUUCAAGGUGACGGAAUUAUUUCAUUCAAUCCUCUGCUCCGUCCCAUACAGCUCCCCUGGCUCAAUGCUCUAUCAGUCCGAACCUUACAGGAAGAUGCUUUCAUUAUGAGCAUUCAGAUUGGGCAGAACAACUCUGCAUUGCUAAGUCUUUCAGAAGGAUUUGUACACUACAGCUAUAAUGGAGAGAAGGUUGUGCUUCCAAAUGGUUAUGUGAGUGAUGGAAAAUGGCAUCAUGUGGAAAUAAAAUGGAUGAGUGGUGAAGUAUGGAUUAACUUGGACUAUGGGCAGAGAGAGACAACAGUGCCAAUCAGCAGUAAAAUUCAAGGACUCUAUGUUAAUCGAAUACAAAUUGGAGGACCUGAUUUGUCAUUCGGGAGUCUGACAACAGAUUUGGCAUAUUUUGAAGGGUGCAUACAGGAUGUGAGAGUUGGAACAACACAAUCAACACUGCAAAGGCCCACGGAAAAGGAAAAUGUGGCUGAGGGAUGUCUGGGUGUGGAUCAUUGUGCCCAGAAAGAUAAAUGUCCACCUCAUAGCACAUGUGUAGCUGACUGGGAGCAGUUUCGGUGUCAGUGUGAUUUAGGAUAUGUUGGUACAUCAUGUGUUGGAGUAUGUGAGAUGAAUCCCUGUGCCAAUUCAGCUCGGUGCAUCAAAGACAAUAAUCUCCCCCAUGGUUACCAUUGCCAGUGCAAUUCUAGUCAAUAUACAGGCCACUACUGUGAAGUCCCUGUGGACCAGCCCUGCCCUACCAGUUGGUGGGGUUUCCCUGUUUGCGGCCCUUGCCAUUGUGACACUAGCAAAGGUUAUAAUGCUGACUGUAAUAAGACAACAGGAGAAUGUUACUGCAAAGAAAAUCACUUCCAACCACCUGAUUCGGAACGCUGCUUUGACUGUGAAUGUUAUUCUAUUGGUUCAUUUGGAAAUCAGUGUGACUCAGUUACAGGUCAAUGCAGCUGCCGUACAGGUGUGAUAGGGAGGCGAUGUGAUUCAUGUCCAAACCCAUAUGCAGAAGUAACACUCAGGGGAUGUGAAGUGGUAUACGACGGUUGCCCUCGGAGUUUUGCUGGUGGUCUAUGGUGGGAACGCACUAAGUUUGGACACAUUGCUCUAGAAUCAUGUCCUAGUCAUUCACAAGGCAAAGCUUCUAGAGCAUGUGAUGAAGAGUUGGGAGGUUGGCAAGAACCAGAUUUAUUUAAUUGCACAUCAGACCCUUUCCUCGAUUUGCGGAAAGUGCUGAUGCAGCUAGAGGGAGGGGACUUGAGUGUAACAACAUUUGUUGCAAUAAAGGUUGCAUCUGACCUACAUCGUGCAACCAAUAAAACAGAGAUGUUGCAUGGAGCAGAUGUCCUCAUAUCACAACAGUUGCUAAGAGAGCUUAUGAUGCAUGAAACUAAUGAAAAUGGUCUUAAUCUCACACACAGUCAAGACAAGGAUUAUAUCAAGAAUAUGGUGGAAACCACAAGUAUCAUUUUAGAUUCCAAAUAUGAGGAACAUUGGGAACGCAUUGAAAGCCUAACUGGAGACACUGCAGAAGAUCUGCUCCAGUCUGUUGAUAAAUACAUUGCUACAUUAACCAAAAGUCAACAAGACACUUACACAGAUCCAUUUGAAAUUGUUGCUGACAAUAUGGUUCUGGGUUUGGACAUUGUGACAGCUGAAAGCCUGUAUGGUUAUGAGACUGUAAGCAAGACUGCAUUACCUGGUAGCAUGGACCCGGGAGACAGGCGUGUAGUAAUACCAGAUACUUCACAGUUUCUUGUGUCCCCAUUACAGUCUUCAUCUGCUUCAAGUCUGAGUGGAGGGUUACGACUUACAGGUGACCCUAGCAGGUCUAGCCCUCUUCUGGCGUUUCCUAAAUAUAAUAACUAUCUGCUUGAUCGCACCAAGUUUGAUACCUUUUCAAGAGUUUUUAUACCAUUAGAUCUACUUGGAAUAAAGCAGCUUGAUGAAGGGGAACUGACUACACACACAAGCUUUCUUGGUAGCAGACAGGCAGUACUGAGUUAUGCAGAGUAUCGCAGUGUAGGUACAUUGCUGCCUGAAAGAUAUGAUGAGACUGUUGUUCGAAGAUGGGGUGUUGAACUACGUGUUGGAUCACCUAUAAUAUCUCUUGCAAUAUUGGUACCAGUUAAUGACCAAGGUUCUGAUAAAAAGUACAAAUCAUUGACAGACAGUGGUCCUCUGCCUUCUCCUAUACUGCUAAGAAUGUGGCUGGAUACAGAUAUUCAACCAAUCUCUCCUCGUAUAAAUCCACAGUGUGUCCAUUGGAGUACUGUGAAAGGGAUUGGUGAAUGGUCACGAUCUGGCUGUUUGACAGACAUACCUACUGACUGGACAAUUUCUAUAACCAGGCCAUUUCUUAUUAAUUGUACCUGCAAUCACCUAUCAAUAUUUGCUGUUCUUGUAGAUAUUGUUGAUCAACAGUAUGUACCUGAACCAUCUAUUGGAGAAGAUAUUGCAACUUAUACGGGGUUCUGCCUUUCUUUAAUGAUUCUUCUUGUGUCAUUAAUUACAUUAUCCCUACUUCGUGGUGUGGCAACAAAUUCCAACUCAAUUCAUCAAAAUUUGAUACUUUGUGUGUUUUUGGCAGAACUUUUAUUCUUUGUAGCUUUAAAAGCACGCCGAACCAUAGUGCAGAAAGAGGUGCCCUGUAAAUUGAUUGCAAUGUCACUGCAUUACCUGUGGCUGACUGCUUUUAGCUGGACAUUAGUAGAUUCACUGCAUUUAUAUCGAAUGCUCACUGAGAUGCGUGAUGUAAAUCAUGGGCAAAUGCGAUUUUAUUAUAGCAUUGGUUAUGGAUUACCAGCUGUUAUUGUUGGGUUAUCGAUUGGUGUAAGAGCUGAUCAGUAUGGAAAUAUUUAUUUUUGCUGGCUGUCUCUGUAUGAAUCUGUUAUAUGGAGUCAGAUUGGACCUAUUUGUGUUUUUGUCACAUGCAACGUGGGGAUUUUGAUGCUUUCUAUUCGUGCUGCAUUUACUUUGAAGGACCAUGUUCUUGGAUUUGGAAAUUUACGGAUGCUGCUCUGGCUAGCUGUAGUGGCUCUACCACUUUUGGGAGUUGCUUGGGUUCUCUCUGUUAUGGCUGUUAAUGAGAAUUCUCCAUUACUGUUCUACAUGCUGUCAGUUGCUGUAGUCGUCCAUUCUACAUUUGCUCUUGGUGGUUACUGCUUCUUGAAUGUGCGUGUGCGUCGAAACUUGCAAGUUGCCAUCCUUCAGUGCAUGGGCCACAAAGUGCCUCAAGAAGUUUCUGAGCAAACUAGCAGUCAGCCAGCUAGUUCGGGUCAUGCUUCUCGAUCAGCUCUGGCAUAUCACAGCAGCUCCAUAGAUGUAGCACGCCGCCAUAUUGGCAUCUCGACAUCCAGUACGACAUCCCGCUCUACAACAAAGACUAGCAGUAGCCCAUACAGGAGUGAUACACAGUUGCGUAACACAUCAACAAGUACAAGUAAUUAUAACUCGAACAGUGAUAUGCCAUCAUAUGUGAGAGGAUUUGAGCCAGGCCUUCACAGACAUGGAGACAUUUUGGAAGAAAGUCCUGUUAGAGAACGUCAUCGAGAAUCAGAUUCAGAGUCGGAAGUAUCAGUAGAUGGUCGCAGUCUGGAAUUGGCUUCAAGCCAUAGCAGUGAUGAAGAGGAAUCUUCCAGCAGGCAGCAACACCGUGAUGUUGGGGUGUCCACUAUUGGCAAAACAGGUUAUUUGCCUAACAUUUGUGAAGAUGCUGGAAGUGCAAGAGCUUCUCCAGCAAUGAAUCGUGGGAAUAACACCAAUUUUAACAGAGGGACAAUGCAGUCCCCACCAACACUAAAUAUAAUAAACAACAGUCAGCUUUUUCCUAACAUAAAACCCAUGUAUGCUCCUCAUUGGUCUAGCCAGCUUCCAGAGGCAUAUCUUCCUAAUAACAUGGUGGAUUCUGGCCUGCAAACAAACCAGUGGUCAGCAACCCCCUCAGACAAUGAAACUUCAUCGCCCAAUCCAUUGCCACAUCCAGAUUCAGUCCAACUGCACAAAAUGGUAGCAUCGCAAGAAAAUUUUCACGAUGUAGACCAGUGCUCUGAAACGGAGGAGAAGUUGCAUCUAGGUGACAAGUACCUUUUUCCCUAUACAGCUGAAGAAGACCACACUACGUACAUUGUACCUCUUUCAGGAAGAGUUCACCCACAAACUGAAGCACGUUCAUCACCUAGCCCCUUAUUACGACCUCCUGCUUUGAAUGAUCCUAAUGUGAUCUCAGAAUCUGAGAAGGAUAUGAGUGAGACACCAGUUUGAAUAUUCUGUUCAAAGACAGGACAAUGGACAUGAUCUGUCAUGUGGAAGACAUACAUGUAAACACUACUCCUUCCUCUGCUUACUUUCUUUUUCUCAACAAUGGAGAGUCUGCAGUAUUUUAAUUUCUAUUUAUUUUAAAAAGUUUAAUAAGAGAUAUGUAUCUCUCAAAAUUAUGCAACAAGCAAAUUUGUGUUUAGGCCUGCUUGUCUCUGUUGGGGAAGAAGAUUACCUUAGCCGAACUGGUAUUUUAUCAUUAAGUGCCAUAAAGUAAGUGGUCCCUAUGUAGGAGUUGUAGCCCAUCAUAAGAGAGGAUUUUCACCCCAUCAUAAGAGAUAUUUCUCUUGACUACUAUGUAGUGAGUGAGCAAAGUGAGAACAUUAUGCUUUGGUUCUUGCACGUUACAUGGUUGCUUCUGUGCAGAGUAUUUCACAACGAAAAACUUUAUACACUUUUACUCUCAAAUACAUAUGUGACUGCCAGUACCUAACUGUGAUAUUGUUUGUACGCUACCAUUGUGACAAUGAAGAAAAAUAUCUGCAUCCUAUGUGGCUGAAAAGCAAGCAGUGAAACAUCUGCAGUGUUCAGUGAAAAGCCAGCAGUCAAGAGUCUGUAGCAUUUUUAAGAAGAUAUUUCCUUUGUUGGCCUGAGCAUUACAAAAGUGCUGUAUAACUGGGCCAUCUAAGGCUUAUGUUGCAGGUUUUGAACAAUAAAACAGCUGAUUGUGUGUGGAGUUAGGCAUUGUUCAGAUUUUGAAACUGGCAUCCUCAGAUAUUUGUUUCGCAUGCUACUGAACAAUCAGUACACACACUAGCAUUUAUAAAUAAUACUUUUUAACUUUUAAAGCAUAGCAUUAUUCUGUGAAUUUCCUCCUUCAAAGAAAAGUGUUAGAUGUGUGGUCCUCUAGUGUAAUGAGGUGACAGUCAACACACACAAAAAAGUGUCAUUGUAAAACUUAUUAAAUGGUUAUGAAUGUGACAAUUGUAAUGAAAACCUGGGCAGAUAAUUUUGUUCAUCCAUUGAACAUUGCAUGAAUAACAGUCAGAAAAUGUGCAGAUGCCAGCACAGGCUGUGACCAGAACGUUAUUAAUAGUGCAAAACAAUCGGUAUGCACACAUGAAAAUUAGUAUAUAUCUUUUUAAUUACCACGAUGUCAACUAAUUUAGCCCUGGAACUCUUGAGUAACAUUGUUCUGCUAGGAAAGUAAAAUCUGAACUAAAAGAAUUGCUAUCAGAAUGGAAAUGAACUAACAUUUGAGCAAAAAAGAACAGUUUGUAUUUAAAGAAUGCUUGCAUAACAGAUGUAUCAGACAACUAUUGUUUCUUGCUAGGAUAUGUAGUUUUCAAUCCGAAUUAACAUUUAUCAUUUUAUACUGAGAAUGAUAUGAGGUAAAUUACUUCUUUUGGUUGGUGUGUUUGUAUUUUGUCUUUUGUGAUUGUAUAUAUUCUUAUGUUUCUCGUAUGAACUCAUGUCUUCUGUGCAUUUUCACCUGAGAACUUCAUACUAUAUCGUCAGUAUUUACAACUUAACUUGCAUGUUUUUUAAAAUCAAAAUUGUAUAUUUUCUAGUAUUAUUUGAAUUUUUUAAUACAUGGAAAUUGUGUGAUGUACUCAACAAAUAUUUUUAAUAUUGGCUUGUACUAAAGUAUAAUUUUAAAUUUUAUGAGCAACAUACAAAAUCGAAUAUUUUUGUAAAUUCUGGGUAGAACACUAAUGCAGACAUUAUAUUCAAAGCUACCUAGAAGCUUUUACAAGAGAUGUUAAUGGUAUGUUAAAUAUUUUAGGAAAACCAUGUGUUUUACUUCUUAAAGAGUUACAUAAGCUGUGUAAUGAAUGUGCAUUUCUGCUUCCUCUGGGUCAGUCAGCAAUAAUUGUAAUUUUUCUGAAUUAGAAACUGUAUUAUAAGGCAGAAAAUUUAAAAGAAUUUAACUCGCAUUUAAUUACCUAUUGUAAACCAUUUUAAAUGUUGGGGUUUAGCCUGUUAUUAUGACAAUAUCACCACCGUAUUCACCCAUAUUUGUCAUUUCUUUAAUAAAUUUUCCUCUCAUUCUCUUCCUGUUAGCCUUCGGGAUUUUUUUCUCAAUUUUUUUUUUUUUUUUAAGUCUUCCAUAUUUUGUAUCACAUUAUUUUUUUCUAACUACUUGCAUGGUGAUUAAUUCUAUUUUUACAUCUUGUAUUCCCUCUUAUAAAAUCUUCACUUCAGCUUUGGAUUGAACAAAAUUCUUUAUGCCAUUUCAAAAAAUUUAACUCUUGUCGUAAAUAUUACAUGCUUUUGACGUAACACAUCUGUUUAUCUGCUAUUGGUUCUACAGGACAUAAGUCUUCUGAACUCUCCCCAGCAUAUAAACAAUGUAAACUGCUGUGUCAGAUGACAUAAAUAUCCUCAAGCACCCAUAACAUACAUUAAUGAACCAUGUAUACUAGUCAGUACAUCACUGCUUUAAGAACAUCCAAGAUUUGUGUGUGACAUUUGUGCAUUUUGAUAAAAAGAAAAUUACAUUCUAAAAAUUAUACAAAGAUACUGGUAGGUUAAACAUUAAUUAACCUCAGGAGAUGCAACUCCCAGUAGAAACACAUAAAAAUAGAUAAAGCACUCCUAGCUUUUAGAACCACAGUGAAGGAAAGAGAACAUUGUGGACCAGAUGGGGGCUUAUCACUUAGACACCAAGCUAAGAGGGCCGACAUGGUAUCAGAAGGAAAGUUAUCAAGAUCUCUCAGAAUUACAAUAUUAUGAAAAGGACAGUUGCAGCUCACCAUAUAGUGGAGAUUCUAAGUCCCAGAUAGGCACAACAAAAAGACCGUUAAACAAAGCUUUCGCCAAACGUGUCUUCAUCAGGACAGGAUUGGACAAAACACACACACACACACACACACACACACACACACACACACACACUAAUGCAACUCGCACCCACAUGACCACUGUCUCUGUCUGUCUGAUAAGGCCUUGGCAGCCAGAGACUGUGGUCAUGUGUGUGUGAGUUGCAUUCACAUGAGUGUGUGUAUGUAUGUAUGUUCUGAUGAAGGCCUGUUGGCUGAAAGCUACAUUUGACAGUAUUUUUGUUGUGCCUAUCUGUGACUCAGCAUCUCCACUAUGUGGUAGGUAGGAACUAUCCUUUUCAUUAUAUUGUCAUUAUUCCAUCCUGAAUUUUCCAGUGUUUGAUCUCUGAGAAUUAGGAAUACUUUCAUCUAUUUUUUUGUCUUUGUGUCCUCCAUGCUGGGAGCUGGACUUCUGAACGUAAUAUCUGUGAAUCUGUCUGUUUCUCCUUAUUGUGGCCAUCUCUUUUGUGUGUGUGUGUGUGUGGGGGGGGGGGGGGGGGUAUUGACCUUUUGAUUACUGUGAUAAUAGAUGUUUUUGUACUGUGAUGGCAUUCAUAUUAUCUUAUCACAUUGUGCAUUUGAUUCACAAUGCAGCUUUGACAUACUGUAUAUAAAAUGCAUGUACUGGAAUUAUUAUUCUCAAUUUAAUUCAACUUCCACUUGUUAUGUAGACUGCAUUGCAAAUCUGUAGUGAAAUGUUUCACAUAAUUAUAUUGUAACUUAUCUUUUGUGUGCACAGUUCAGCCAUGAUUGUUUGUCUGUUUAGUUGGUACAAAAUUAUGUCAAUAAUUUUUAAUUCCCUUUUGAGGUUGUUUUAUGAAAAGUGAAAAGAACUGUAUGUGGACCAUGAAAGAGAAACUCAAAAAAGUUUUGUUAUCUUUUGAACGGUAAGUGUACAGUAUUAGCAGGAUAUCUAACACUAUUUCACUAUUUUCAUGCAAAAUUAUGCUUGACUAGUUCUACAUUUGAACUUCAGUGAAUGUGAGUUUUUGGCAUACUAACAGGUAUGGGUGUGAUUUUGAAGUAAUUUUCUAUUACUAUCAAACAAUGGUAUAACUGAAAACAGUCAUUUAUCAUAUAGAGGAAGUGUUGAGCAUUCAAUAGCUACAUAAUGACAUAAUAAAACUGAGCUUUCAAGUGAGGAAUGGAAAUUUGAAAGCUGAGGUACAGUGCUCAGCUUCUUAUUUACUGGCCUAUUAACUCACAGAGAGGGAGAGGGAGUUGUGUCUGUGGGUGCACAAUUGCAUAGAGAGAAACACACAUUUUUAAAGUUGAGUUCAAUGUCCAAUUUAUUGUUUAUGUGUGUGUUGAGUGUGGAGUUCGUAUUUAACACAGCAAUUUGUUUGUUUUUCUCAUUCUAUUGUUUGUUUUUCACACAGUCGUAUUACUUUUAUGCAGUUGUAUAGAAGAGUGGUAAACUGUUUCUCAUUCUACUUCAGACAUUCCUUGAUCAACACAAUCUAAUAGUAUUAUCAUUCAUAUAGUUUCUGUGAGAUGUUAUAACAUUGUCUUGUAGAUAAUGGAAUAAGUUAGAGUUAGGAAAGAGCUGUGAAUCACUUCUGUGAACUACCUAUUUAGAGGUGUGAACAGGAAAGAGAGUACAAGAACUUGGUUUAUAAAUACAUCCAAUUGGCUCCCAACAUUUCCUAUAUACCCAUUACUUUAAACUGCCCCUUGAAGUGUUCUCUACUACAUUCCAUUUUAAACAGUUUACAAAGGAGAAGAAAAAAAAUGUUUUGUAGAACUAGAUUGACGGCACUACAAUUCCAUAAACCACAACACAAAUAUAGGUUUGAAGGAUUUGUGGAUAACAUUGCCAGGUCCAGCUAUUAGCAACACAAAUAUCAAGAUAUUUUAUAUUCCAAUGGAAAUCUUUGUGCUAAGUGCGUAGCCUUCUAUAAAACUUUUCAUUACUGUACACCACCAAUCUCUAAAACCUUUAACAAUUUCCAAAUAGCCUUUUGUAAAAUCAGACAUGUCUAUUUUGACUUCCUUAAUGACAAGGCAUUAAGAUCAAAGGUUUUUCUUAAAAAUGAACACACUCUCCAGUCGCUUGACUAUGUGGUUUAAAUGCAACUCAUAGAAUAUGUGACUGCACAUUUUUACACACUUUUAUCUUCCAUAAAUAGUUUUCCCAUUUAUGAUGGAUAAUCUUGAGGGAUGGAAAUCUUUAUGAUGGAUAAUCUUGAGGGAUGGAAAUCAUAAUCUAUAUUGUUCAUAUUGGUGGCUGUGAAAUAUUUUCAAAGGUGUCUGUCAUAUAUUGAAUUAGGAAGAAAUGUGGAGAUAAAUUGAUGUAGUGUAUUAUAUGAAGUUUACAAACAGUGCUCAUAACUGUUAGCCCACAAACAUUCAGACAGUAAACUGUAAAUGAGCACAUCUUUUGAAAAAUUAAAGAUUUCAGUCGAAUGAAUCAUUUGAUGUUGAAAAUCAGUUAUAUUUUUAAAAAGUUCUUGAAUUUCAUCUAUGUCCAUUGAUCUUUUGAUACUCUACAUAUGUAAAUUUUCUAUUUCUUUUUUUCUAUUCUCACGUGGGUUAAGUGAUUAUGUGACCCUCUUCAUACAACACUAAUACCUUAGCUUUGGACAUUCUUCGGGUGACUCAUACAUACAUACAUACAUACAUGCUACUACUAAUACUGCUACUACUACUACUACUACUACUACUACUACUACCUCUCUCUCUCUCUCUCUCUCUCUCUCUCUCUCUCUCUCUCUCUGUGUGUGUGUGUGUGUGUGUGUGUGUGUGUGUGUGUGUGUGUGUGUGUCACACAUGUGAGGGAGAAUUUUCCAAAUAACGUUAGAAAAUUACCCAAAAUCACAACUGGUAUUGCCAUAGACUGCUGUUGACUAGUAUCAUGCAUGAUACUAUAGGUGCUUGUCAUGUCAGUAAGUGCUAACAUGUUGUGGCCUGUGAGUGGCUUGUUUUAUGCUGUUGUGUAAUAUUCAUUUAGCUAUGCAUGAUGGGCACUUUACGAUAAUACAGACUUGAAUAAUUUUUGCAAAUCUUCAGAACACUUUUAUUGGAGGUAUCAAUCUACAGAAAUCAUUGGAAUAAUAAUGACUAUUAUGAUUUCAUCACUUAACAGUUCAUGGGGUCUUACUGUUCUUAUCCAUGUCAGUGCAAUUGGCUAUCAGUACCAUUAGUAACAUAAGUAGUUUUCCUGUGCUCGAGGGAGGAGUGACUGUAACAUUUUUCAAGGGAACACCUACGUAUUCAUGUCUGCGUUUCUGUAUGUCUCAGUUGACAUUAAAUCUGUGUAACCACACUAAGACAAUAGUAUGAAAACUUUGAUUUCAGCGAUGAAAGUGACCUUGCCAAGAUGAAAUUGUUAGUUGUAGUGUACAAGUAAAGGCCAUUUCACACAAAAGCUUAUGAACAAAUAUAAUACCUUAUAAGCAGACACAUCAUAUUUUCUGAUGCAGAAAGUAGUCCUUACGUCUUAAGAAAAUCUGAUCAAAAGCUCAGACAUUACAUUGGUAAAUGCCUCUUAUCUGCUGUGAGACAAACAUCCUGAUUUUAUUCUUUGCAAAAUGUUUAAUAGCCACUGCAUCAGAAAAAAAUGCCUCUUUGAAACUUCCACAUGGGAAAAAUAUAUUAUAUUAAAAACAAAGAUUCCAAGACUUACCAAGCGGGAAAGCGCCGGUGGACAGGCACCUGUCUACCAGCGCUUUCCCGCUUGGUAAGUCUUGGAAUCUUUGUUUUUAAUAUAAUAUAUAUAUAUACUGGAGAUAUUUGGUAUCAUGACAAACUUUGCAUUAUUUAUCAUUUUGAAUUUAAAAUAAGCUAACUGUAAAUUGAAUAAGGCAUUUUGUUUGCCUAUUAAGGAUACAGAAAAAGAGAUGACAUUCCUUGAAUAAGUUUCUGCAUUGAUUUCUGUGUGCAGAAUAUUUUACACAAACUAACUCCAGCCAACACAGCACUAAAGUAAUUAAUUAUUUAGGGGACCACUCGGCACAAUGAAGGCCAGAUGAUGUCAAAGCAUGUGGUCCAUCACUUUUGAAGUUGUGAAUGCAUUUUAUUUGGGCAGUAUUCUUAUAUGUAGAAUAAUUUAUGUAGUCACAAAUGUUAUUCAUUGUUAUUGUGUCUUUUAUCAGUUGUGGUUGUAGCAUGACUGAGUUAGAAAUUCUUCAGUAAGGAAUUACCUAACUGAUAUGAGAGAGAACAUUCAUUUGACUGUUAAUAACUUUCUUUCUUUUUAAUAUUUUUUUUUUAUUUGACAAACUUGUCAUGCCUUACCUUUGGAAUAAUUUUGUUUAUUAACUAUUCUGUAAACUUUUAUGUGAUAUGUUGUAGACUGCUCAUUCAUUUUUACAUAUGUUGAUGUGUUCAUAAUUUAAGUUUCGUUUGUGCAAUAAGAUGCCAAAUUGAAAUUUAUUAUUAUUUGUGGCUCCCAUGAGAGUUUUGUACAUUCCAUAAAGUAAUAUUAUUUAUUUACCUGUUGUAUGCUGCAUAAUGUCAUUACAUGUGCACUGCAUCUCAGGUUGCAAUAAGCAUGCUUUAAAAGUACAACAAUUUUUGUAUCUAGACUAUGAUAUUCUGCUGCAUGCAUUAUGUAUUAAAGCCAUUGGUUCCCUUUCCCAACUUUUCCAUCUUUUCCAUUCUGUGUGGGCAUUGUGUGUGUGUGUGUGUGUGUGUGUGUGUGUGUGUGUGUGUGUGUGUGUGUGUGUGUGUGUGGAAACAACUAUAUUAUCAUCCUUUCAAAUAGUUUCUUCUGUUGUAUAUUUAUUUCAUAUUUAAUAAAUAUAGAUGUGUAUCUGUCAGCUAUGAAUUCAGUGUAUCUGUUCCAUACAGUCAGUGCCUCAUAUAUGUUGUGAUUGCUAAUGUGCCUAAAUUCACAGCUGCACAAUCAAGGAACAUGUGUUUGGCCUUAACAGCCCAUGUAUGUGUAAUGUAUGUUUGUAAGUUUGUAAGUAGUGUGUUUAUCUUGAUAGUAGAUUUAAAAGCCAGUAUGUACUGUGCUAAUAAUUUAUUUUUGCCAUGAAUACUCCUUGAUCUCAAGCAUGCAUUUGUUUAAGCUUGAUCACAGAAACAUAAUUAAUGUAAAUUAUUUAUUGAUGUACAGAAGAUGUGAAGCACUAUUGUGCCCUACAAAAUGUGUGAAACAUUUGUUUAAAUAAAUUUUGCUGAUUUUUUUA